UACAGUGACUUGGUAUAUGUUUUAAAGGAAUAAUGCAAAAAUCGGUACAAGUUAAUGUUGCAUACAAUGUGGACGAGUCUAAUUUUGUUGAAAAAGUCCAAAGUAAAAGAAGACCAUGUGUGUUAAAAGGAUUAGAUAUUGGAGAAUGUUCAACCAAGUGGACAGCUGAGUAUUUAUCCAAUGUUGGGGGUAAAGUAGAGUGUGUUAUACAUGUGAGUGAAACACCCCAGAUGGAUUUUAUCAAUAAAAACUAUCUCUACCGUAAACUACCUUUCAGUGAAGUUGUAAAAAGAGCAGCUGAAAGAAAUCACACAGAAUAUUUUUUAACUAAAAAUGAAUAUUAUUAUUUUCGUUCACUUGGCGAAAAUGUGAGAAAAGAUGCAUCAAAUAUUACAGAACAAUUCCAACAAAUUAAAGACGAUAUUAGAAUACCAGAGUUUUUCCCACCUCAGUCAUUCUUCUCCAGUGUGUUUCGAAUAGCAUCUGCUGGGAUGCAACUUUGGACUCACUACGAUGUUAUGGACAACUUACUCAUACAAGUAAAUGGCCGUAAGAGAGUUGUGUUAUUUGCACCUUCAGAUGCGCUGCAUUUGUAUCUCCAAGGUGAUAAGUCUUUGGUGACAGAUAUUGAUAACCCUGACAUAAAAAAGUUUCCUAAAUUUGUACAAGCCGUACGUUUUGAAUGCGUUUUAGAAGCAGGGGAUGUUUUAUUUAUUCCUGCUUUGUGGUUUCAUAAUGUUGUAGCUCUUGAGUUUGGGGUGGCAGUUAAUGUAUUCUGGAAAAAUCUGCAAUCUGAAAUGUACGAUAAAAAAGAUCCAUAUGGAAACAAGGAUCUCAUACCAGCAGCACGUAGCAUGGACAUUUUAAACAGAGCUUUAAAAGUUCUGGACGAACUACCCGAAGAUUAUAAAGAUUUUUACGCCAGGCGAAUGGUGGCAAGAAUACAAGAAAAAUCUUUUAAAACUGAAAAGUUAUAAUUUCACUUCACUUUAUAUUAAUUGUUGCACACAUUUUCUAUUUAGA
Molecule: messenger RNA, 1023 nt
Organism: Ciona intestinalis (vase tunicate)
Lineage: Eukaryota; Metazoa; Chordata; Ascidiacea; Phlebobranchia; Cionidae
Product: tRNA wybutosine-synthesizing protein 5-like
Biological process (GO): wybutosine biosynthetic process
Molecular function (GO): tRNA binding
Source: RefSeq, a predicted model, not a curated record